Messenger RNA from Myotis davidii, 5259 nucleotides. It is a transcript of the gene SI, whose product is annotated as sucrase-isomaltase (alpha-glucosidase). Gene Ontology annotation, biological process: carbohydrate metabolic process. The transcript has 46 exons. NCBI's taxonomy places the organism in Eukaryota, Metazoa, Chordata, Mammalia, Chiroptera, Vespertilionidae. The record is from RefSeq and is a predicted model, not a curated record. Gene Ontology annotation, molecular function: alpha-1,4-glucosidase activity; carbohydrate binding. Bases 1 to 5259 code for a protein of 1752 amino acids.
AUGGCACGUAAAAAAUUUAGUGGCUUAGAAAUCACCCUGAUUGUCCUCUUUAUUAUAGUUACCAUAAUAGCUAUUGCCCUAGUUGCUGUUUUAGCAACCAGGACACCUGCUGUUGAAGGAAGUACUGGUUCUACUGUAACUCCAGCAACUACUCGUUCAACCACUGUGCAUCCGGGGUCAGGAAAAUGUCCAAGUGAGCAGUAUGAUCCUAUCAAUGAGAGAAUAAACUGCAUUCCAGAUCAAUUCCCAACAAAGGCUACUUGUGAAUUGCGAGGUUGCUGCUGGAGACCCUGGAAUAAUUCUGUUAUACCUUGGUGUUUCUUCGCAAAUAACCAUGGCUAUACUGCUGCGGGAAUUAAAACAACAAAUACUGGACUUGAAGCCCAAUUAAACAGGAUUCCUUCACCCACAGUAUUUGGAAAUGACAUUAACGCUCUUGUCCUCACAACUCAGAGUCAGACAUCCAAUCGUUUCCGGUUUAAGAUCACUGAUCCAAAUAAUAGAAGAUAUGAAGUUCCUCAUCAGUUUGUAAAAGAAUUUAGUGGAACUGCAGCUUCUGAUACAUUGUAUGAUGUGAGAGUUACAGAAAAUCCAUUCAGCAUCAAAGUUAUUAGAAAAAGCAACAAUAACAUUUUGUUUGACACCAGCAUUGGUCCCUUGGUAUAUUCUGACCAGUAUCUACAGAUCUCAACCAAGGUUCCCAGUGAAUAUAUUUAUGGUUUUGGGGAACAUAUUCAUAAGAGAUUUCGUCAUGAUUUGUAUUGGAAAACAUGGCCCAUUUUUACCCGAGAUCAACUUCCUGGUGAUAAUAAUAAUAAUUUAUAUGGCCAUCAAACAUUCUUCACGUGCAUUGAAGAUACUUCUGGAAAGUCAUUUGGUGUUUUCUUGAUGAACAGCAAUGCGAUGGAGAUUUUCAUCCAGCCUACUCCUAUCAUAACUUACAGAAUUAUUGGCGGCAUUCUGGACUUUUACAUCUUUCUAGGUGAUACACCAGAACAAGUGGUGCAACAGUAUCAAGAGCUCAUUGGGCGACCGGCAAUGCCAGCAUAUUGGAGCCUUGGUUUCCAGCUGAGUAAAUGGAAUUAUACAUCACUUGAUGUAGUGAAAGAAGUGGUAAAAAGAAAUCGGGAAGCUGGCAUACCAUUUGACACACAGGUCACUGAUAUUGACUAUAUGGAAGACAAGAAAGACUUCACUUAUGAUAAAGUUGCAUAUAAAGGGCUCCCUGAAUUUGUUCAAGAUUUGCAUGAUCAUGGACAGAAAUAUGUCAUCAUUUUGGACCCCGGAAUCGCCAUCAGUAAGCGUGCGGAUGGAUCAAAGUAUGCCACCUAUGAGAGGGGAAAUGAACAGAAAGUUUGGGUAAAUGACUCAGAUGGGACUACAACUAUUAUCGGAGAGGUAUGGCCAGGAUUAUCAGUAUACCCUGAUUUCACUAAUCCAAGCUGCAUAGAGUGGUGGGCAAAUGAAUGCAGCACUUUCCAUCAAGAAGUGAAAUAUGAUGGACUUUGGAUUGACAUGAAUGAAGUUUCCAGCUUUGUUCAAGGUUCAACAAAAGGAUGCAAUGACAACAAAUGGAAUUAUCCACCUUUUACUCCUGAUAUUCUUGACAAACUCAUGUAUUCCAAAACAAUUUGCAUGGAUGCUGUGCAGACCUGGGGAAAACAGUAUGAUGUUCACAGCCUCUAUGGAUACAGCAUGUCUAUAGCUACAGAGAAAGCUGUGCAAAAAGUUUUUCCUAACAAGAGAAGCUUUAUUCUGACACGGUCAACUUUUGCUGGAACUGGAGUCCAUGCUGCACAUUGGUUAGGAGACAACACCGCUUCAUGGGAGCAAAUGGAAUGGUCCAUCACAGGCAUGCUGGAGUUCGGUUUGUUUGGAAUGCCAAUGGUCGGAGCAGACAUCUGUGGGUUUGUGGUGGACACCACAGAAGAGCUCUGCAGAAGAUGGAUGCAACUUGGGGCAUUCUAUCCGUUUUCCAGAAACCAUAAUGCUGAUGGAUAUGUGCAUCAAGACCCAGCAUUUUUUGGACAAAAUUCUCUUUUGGUUAAUUCAUCAAGGCACUAUUUGAAUAUUCGUUACACUUUAUUACCUUUUCUUUAUACUCUUUUUUAUAAAGCCCAUACGUUUGGAGAAACAGUGGCAAGGCCAUUUCUUCAUGAGUUUUAUCAGGACACAAAUAGCUGGUUUGAGGACACUCAGUUCCUAUGGGGCCCCUCAUUACUUAUUACCCCAGUCUUGAAGCAGGGAGCAGAGAUAGUGAGUGCAUACAUCCCUGAUGCUACUUGGUAUGACUAUGAAACUGGUAUAAAAAGACCAUGGAGGAAACAGCGUGUUAAUAUGUAUCUUCCAGGAGACAAAAUAGGAUUACAUAUUAGAGGAGGUUACAUUAUUCCCACUCAGCAACCUGCUGUGACUACAACUGCAAGCCGAAAGAACCCUCUAGGACUUAUAGUUGCAUUGGAUGAAGAUAACACAGCAAAAGGAGACUUUUUCUGGGAUGAUGGAGAAACUAAAGAUACCAUAGAAAAAGGCAUCUACAUUUUUUACAAAUUUUCUGUUUCUAAUAACAAAUUAGAUAUCAGCUGCACACACUCAUCAUACCAAGAAGGAACUGCUUUAGCAUUUGAGACUAUUAAAAUCCUGGGGCUCACAGACAAUGUUAUAGGAGUUACAGUGAAAGAAAAUAAUCAACCAAUGCAGAAUCACUACAAUUACACUUAUGAUGCUUCCAGCAAGAGUCUCCUAAUUUACAAUCUCAAGUUUAACCUUGGAAAAAACUUUACCGUUCAGUGGAAUCAAAUUUUCUCAGAAAAUGAAAGAUUUAAUUGUUAUCCAGAUGCAGAACCUGCAACCCAGAAAAGCUGUGAAGAACGUGGCUGUGUAUGGCAACCGAUUUAUGACCCGAAAAGUAAGAGAUAUGAAGUCCCAGUACCAUUAAACAUUCCAACCACGCCAACAAGUACUUAUGAAAAUAGACUUUAUGAUGUUGAAAUCCAGGAAAAUCCUUUUGGCAUCCUGAUUCGACGAAGAAGCACAGGAAGAGUUAUUUGGGAUUCUCGCCUACCUGGAUUUACUUUUAAUGACCAGUUCAUUCAAAUAUCUACUCGCCUGCCAUCAGAAUAUAUAUAUGGUUUUGGGGAAGCGGAACACACAGCGUUUAAGCGAGAUCUAAACUGGAACACUUGGGGAAUGUUCACAAGAGACCAACCCCCUGGUUAUAAAUUAAAUUCCUAUGGAUUUCAUCCCUAUCACAUGGCUCUGGAAGAUGAGGACAAUGCUCAUGGAGUGUUCUUUCUUAACAGCAAUGCAAUGGAUGUGACAUUUCAGCCAACUCCUGCUCUAACUUACCGCACAAUUGGAGGAAUUUUGGACUUUUACAUGUUUUUGGGCCCAACUCCAGAAGUUGCAACAAAGCAAUUCCAUGAAGUAAUUGGCCGACCAGUCAUGCCACCUUAUUGGGCUUUGGGAUUCCAAUUAUGUCGUUAUGGCUACAAAAAUACUUCGGAGGUUCAGGAAGUAUAUGAAAACAUGGCAGCUGCUCAGAUCCCCUAUGAUGUACAAUACACAGACAUUGAUUACAUGGAAAGGCAACUAGACUUCACAAUUGGUGACGACUUCCGUGACCUUCCUCAGUUUGUUGACAAAAUAAGAAGUGAAGGAAUGAAAUACAUUAUUAUCCUGGAUCCAGCAAUUUCAGGAAAUGAAACGAAGCCUUACCCUGCAUUUACAAGAGGACAGGAAAAAGAUGUCUUUAUCAAAUGGCCUAAUACCAGUGAUAUCUGUUGGGCAAAGGUUUGGCCAGAUUUGCCUAAUAUAACGAUAAAUGAAAGUCUGACUGAAGAUGAAGCUGUUAAUGCUUCCAGAGCUCAUGUCGCUUUUCCAGAUUUCUUCAGGCGCUCCACGGCAGAGUGGUGGGAAAGGGAAAUCAUAGAUUUCUACAAUGACCAGAUGAAGUUUGAUGGCUUGUGGAUUGAUAUGAAUGAACCAUCAAGUUUUAUACAUGGGUCAACUACUUCAUGCAGAAAUAAAGAGCUAAAUUAUCCACCUUAUAUGCCAGAUCUCACAAAAAGACAUGAAGGAUUGCAUUUCAGAACCAUGUGUAUGGAAACCGAGCAGAUCCUUAGUGAUGAAUCAUCAGUUCUGCAUUACAAUGUCCACAAUCUGUAUGGAUGGUCACAAAUGAAACCUACUUAUGAUGCAUUGCAGAAGGCAACUGGCAAGAGAGGAAUUGUUAUAUCUCGUUCCACAUAUCCUACUGCUGGACGAUGGGGGGGACACUGGCUUGGAGACAACUAUGCAAGGUGGGACAAUUUGGACAAAUCGAUCAUCGGUAUGAUGGAAUUUAGUCUCUUUGGAAUUUCAUAUACUGGAGCAGAUAUCUGUGGUUUCUUCAAUGAUUCAGAAUAUCACCUCUGCACCCGCUGGACGCAACUUGGAGCAUUUUAUCCAUACUCAAGAAAUCACAACAUUGAAGGCACUAGGAGACAAGAUCCUGCUUCCUGGAAUCAAACUUUUUCAGAAAUGUCAAAGAAUGUUCUAAAUAUAAGAUACACUUUGUUGCCAUACUUCUAUACACAGAUGCAUGAAAUUCAUGCUCAUGGUGGCACUGUCAUCCGACCGCUUUUGCAUGAGUUCUAUAAAGAGAAGACUACCUGGGACAUAUUCAAGCAGUUCCUGUGGGGCCCAGCAUUUAUGGUUACCCCUGUAUUGGAACCUUAUCAGACCGUUGUAAGAGGUUAUGUCCCUAACGCUCGGUGGUUUGAUUACCAUACGGGCCAAGAUAUUGGUGUCAGAGGAACGUUUAAGGAUUUUGAUGCUCCCUUUGAUAAAAUAAACCUUCAUGUUCGUGGCGGUUACAUCCUACCCUGUCAAGAGCCUGAUCAAAACACAUUUCACAGACCAAACCGAACUGCUAAACUUUCAGCAGUGUGUGCUCUGCUGACCACUGUUAUCAGAAUCACCCGGGUAGUUUGCACCUAUGAAAAGGACCUAUAUUUUUUGGCACAAUUUAAUUUGAACAAGACCACCUUGACAAGCACUAUAUUGAAAAAGGGUUACGGAAACCCAAAUGAAAUGAGGCUUGGAUUCAUCAAUAUAUGGGGAAUAGGAAAGACUCCUGUUAAUAAGGUUAAUCUCAUAUACAACGGAAAUAAUGAGUCACUUAGAUUUACUCAAGAACCAGAUAAGCAGAUAUUAAAUAUCAAUAUGACAAUGAAUAAUGUUAUUCUCAAUGAACCAAUAGUAAUCAACUGGUCCUGA